Messenger RNA from Exophiala aquamarina CBS 119918, 1230 nucleotides. RefSeq names its product microsomal epoxide hydrolase. The record is from RefSeq and is a predicted model, not a curated record. The coding region runs from base 1 to 1230 and encodes 409 amino acids. Gene Ontology annotation, molecular function: epoxide hydrolase activity. The transcript has a single exon. Gene Ontology annotation, biological process: epoxide metabolic process. Lineage: Eukaryota; Fungi; Ascomycota; Eurotiomycetes; Chaetothyriales; Herpotrichiellaceae.
AUGGCAGAUAUCCAACCCUUUACCAUUUCCAUCCCUGACUCCUCCCUGUCCGACCUCAAGACUCGCCUUUCUCUCGCUCGAUUUCCUGAUGAGAUCGAUGGCGCGGGAUGGGACUACGGGGCUCCUCUAGCAGACGUUAAACGGCUGACAAACUAUUGGAAAAACCAAUACAAAUGGCGAGAAGCAGAGAAGAAACUGAACACCAUAUCUCAAUACACAACCACGAUUCAAUGCGAUGGCUUUGAACCAUUACGCAUCCACUUCAUCCAUGCCAAAUCAGAUAGAAAGAAUGCUGUACCUCUACUUUUCGUCCACGGCUGGCCAGGUAGCUUCUUCGAAGCCUCCAAGAUAUGGGACAAAUUGUCGUCUCCUGAGUCUUCUGACGCGCCCGCUUUCCAUUUCGUUGCUCUAUCCUUACCCAACUUCGGCUUCUCACAAGGGCCGAAGAAGAAGGGGUUCGCAUUGGCCCAGUACGCCGAGACAUGCAAUAAAUUGAUGCUCAGGCUCGGCUAUACCGAGUACGUCACUCAGGCCGGUGAUUGGGGCUACUAUAUCACCCGUGCCAUAUCGUUAUUGUACCCAAAGAGCUGCAAGGCUACACACGUGAACACGGACCAAGGCGAUGUUCCCAGUUGGACCCAACAUCCCAGUCUCGCUCUUCAGCACGCAAUCACUCCUUAUACGGCGGCGGAGAAGGAAGGUAUGGCGCGGACGAAGUGGUUCCUUGAACAAGGCUCAGGCUAUCGUGCACAGCAGUCUACAAAACCACAAACUCUCGGCUACGCGCUUGCAGACUCCCCAGUUGCCCUUUUAGCGUGGAUAUACGAAAAAUUACACGACUGGACAGACUCGUACCCGUGGACCGAAGACGAGGUCUGUACAUGGAUCAGUUUAUACUGGUUCUCCACCGCUGGACCGGCUGCGAAUAUGCGAAUAUACUACGAGGUUAGCCAUGAUUGGGACGACCAAGCUAGAAGAGUCACGCGGGAUCGGACGAUAAAAUACAUUGGCGGUGUCAAACUCGGGCUCAGCCAUGCACCGAAAGAGUUGAGGGUCUUGCCGUCUAUUUGGACCAGGACACUAGGCGAUGUCGUGUUCGAGAAGGCGCACGACAGUGGAGGACAUUUCUUUGCAUACGAGAAGCCCGAAUAUCUGAUAGGCGAUGUGAGAGAGAUGUUUAGCAAGAAAGGCGGUGCAUUCGGUGUGGUCCAAGGCUCGAAUGGCUACUGA